Messenger RNA from Oncorhynchus nerka (sockeye salmon), 1619 nucleotides. Its product is annotated as peroxiredoxin-4-like. Gene Ontology annotation, biological process: cell redox homeostasis; hydrogen peroxide catabolic process; response to oxidative stress. Bases 775 to 1563 code for a protein of 262 amino acids. NCBI's taxonomy places the organism in Eukaryota, Metazoa, Chordata, Actinopteri, Salmoniformes, Salmonidae. The transcript has 7 exons. The record is from RefSeq and is a predicted model, not a curated record. Gene Ontology annotation, cellular component: endoplasmic reticulum; cytosol. Gene Ontology annotation, molecular function: thioredoxin peroxidase activity.
AACAUGUUUUUUUUCUACUUGCACGAACCCGCACACAUACACAGAAAUCGGAACCCUGGACAGCCACAUCAUAUUUAGCUUACGUUGAUUGGACUAAAUCGUUUUUGGUAUCUAUUAGUUGUCACUGUAUUAGACUAAGCAUAUGUGAUUUGAUGAUUUUGACAUGUUGAAGUUGAAAUGGUGCUAGGGUAGUGUUUCCUGUUUUCUUUGCAACUUGCGGUAACUCUCCAAGUGAUUCUUAAUAAAUAGUUGUUUAGUAGUCCGAAAAAGUCUGAAAUAUUAACUAGCUUGACAAUGCUGUUUGUUACAUGCAAUAUGCUUUGUGGACUUAAUCGGACAGAUGUUGCUCUCCGGUUUUGUGAUGAAACAAAGGUGUGGUUGAAUUUAUUUGCCACUGUGUCUUAUUGUCUCUGCCUUAGGCCUAUAUAUCACGGUCCCAAGGCAUAUUAACUAACAGGCUAGAGCAAACAAUUAAAUUAUCACAACUCAUAGGUUGUAAUAUGGCUUUUUUCUGGCAUGGCUUCCCCAGUGAUGUUACCCUCGCACCCCUACUGUGUAUAGUUGCAGGGUUAGAAGGUGGUGCAAUUUAAAAUGUCCACAUGCCCCCUUUUUUUGUCACCAAAAAUGUGCACUCCGCAUUCUGACCUGCGAAAGGCAGCAAUAUGCAACACGGCGUCUAGUCUGCCGAAAAUUCACACGAAGAAGGAGGUUUGUAGUUCUUCCUGUACAGUACUUUCUUAGCAGCUAGCUACGUGGUUUUAGCAAGACAGUGGAAUGAACGUCAUGCUUCAUAUGAAAAUGUUAAAGGACAUUUUAAGUGUGUUUUGCACAAUUUGUCUUGUCACCAAGUUUACCACUGCAGCCCAAGACGGCUCUAAUGGGAAAAAGGACCAAGAGUGUUACAACUACGCUGGAGGACACGUCUACCCCGGAGAGGCUUUCCGUGUACCCGUCUCUGAUCAUUCCUUGCACCUCAGCAAGGCAAAAAUUUCAAAGCCUGCACCUUACUUUGAGGGAUCAGCUGUCAUCGAUGGUAAGUUUAAGGAGCUCAAACUGUCGGACUACAAAGGGAAAUACCUCGUCUUCUUCUUCUACCCCCUGGACUUCACGUUUGUCUGCCCGACUGAGAUUAUUGCGUUCAGUGAUCGUGUGCACGAGUUCCGUGCCAUCAAUGCUGAGGUUGUUGCCUGCUCUGUCGACUCACAAUUCACACAUCUGGCAUGGAUCAACACACCCAGGAAGCAGGGGGGACUCGGAACAAUGAAAAUCCCUCUGCUGUCUGACCUCACACACCAGAUUUCCAAAGACUAUGGAGUCUUCCUGGAGGACGCAGGACACACACUCAGGGGCCUGUUCAUCAUCGACGACAAGGGCGUCCUGAGGCAGAUCACCAUGAAUGACCUCCCUGUGGGGCGCUCUGUAGACGAGACCCUGCGGCUUGUCCAAGCCUUCCAGUAUACUGACAAACACGGCGAAGUGUGCCCAGCAGGAUGGAAGCCAGGCAGUGACACAAUAAUCCCAGACCCAGCGGGCAAACUCAAGUACUUUGACAAGCUGAACUGACCCUCCCCUCUAAUAAACACUUUGGUUUAAGCUCAGAAUAAAAACAGUUUUGAUAA